Molecule: messenger RNA, 1800 nt
Organism: Lotus japonicus
Lineage: Eukaryota; Viridiplantae; Streptophyta; Magnoliopsida; Fabales; Fabaceae
Exons: 19
Coding region: 76-1497 (473 amino acids)
Biological process (GO): dGTP catabolic process
Cellular component (GO): nucleus
Molecular function (GO): dGTPase activity
Source: RefSeq, a predicted model, not a curated record
GAGAAAAAGCAAGUACCCAAACCUGAACUGAAUCGUUUCUUCUCCGAGUAACCGCUAUCCAGAGAGAAAGAAAGCAUGGUAGCGUGUGCCAACGGCGACGGUUCUCUUCCUCCGCCACCGCGCGACGCCGCUUCCGUCCGAGACCCGCGGCUCUGCAAGCAUGUUCACGACAACGUCCACGGCAACAUUUUCCUCGAUCCUUUGAGCUUGAAGUUCAUAGAUACUGAGCAGUUUCAGAGGCUUCGCGAGUUGAAACAACUCGGUAUUACACACAUGGUUUACCCAGGUGCUGUGCAUUCAAGAUUUGAGCAUUCUCUUGGAGUGUAUUGGCUUGCUGGUCAAUGUGUUGAAAAGCUUAAAAGUUAUCAAGGAGAGCUUGAUAUUGAUAGAUUUGAUAUUCAAACAGUGAAACUUGCAGGACUUCUGCAUGAUGUGGGACAUGGCCCUUUCAGUCACUUGUUUGAAAGAGAGUUUCUUCCACAAGUUGUCAGCAAUUGUCAUUGGUCACAUGAACCAAUGUCAGUCAAUAUGGUUGAUUAUAUAGUUGAUGAACACCAUAUUGAUAUUGACUCUCAGAUGUUAAAAAGAGUCAAGGAGAUGAUACUAGCGAGCUCUGAAAUUGCUCUUCCCAGGAGCUCAAGUGAGAAAGGUUUCUUGUAUGAUAUUGUUGCAAAUGGACGAAAUGGAAUUGAUGUUGACAAAUUUGAUUAUAUAGCUCGUGACUGUCGAGCUUGUGGUCUGGGAUGCAACUUUGAAUUUCAAAGGUUACUGGAGACCAUGCGGGUUUUGGAUGAUGAGAUUUGCUAUCGUGCUAAAGACUAUCUCACCGUCCACAAGUUAUUUGCCACUCGUGCUGAUCUGUAUAGAACAGUUUAUAUGCAUCCAAAAGUGAAGGCAAUAGAGCUUAUGGUGGUUGAUGCACUUGUUCAAGCAAAUGAUUAUUUGGAGAUUUCAUCUCACAUUCAUAAUCCUUCUGAAUAUUGGAAGCUGGAUGACACAAUAGUUAAAACCAUUGAGACAGCUCCAUGUCCAGAACUAAAGGAAGCUAGGGAUUUGAUCCUCCGCAUUCGAAGGAGGGAUCUGUACCAGUUUUGUAACGAGUAUGCUGUACCAAGGGAUAUAAUGGACAAUUUUAAGAAAGUCACCGCCCAGGAUAUUGUUUGUUCCCAGAAGAGUGGCGGAGUUACUCUGAAAGAGGAGGAUGUAGCGGUUUGUAAUGUUAAAAUUGAUUUGACUCGUGGAAAGGAUAAUCCUCUGCAGAGCAUCCACUUUUUCAAGGACUAUGAUAGUGACGAAAAAUUUACAAUACCUGAUGAUCGCAUAAGCCACUUGCUGCCUACAUAUUAUCAAGAUAUGAUAGUUAGGGUGUACUCCAAAAAGCCAGAACUGGUUGAAGCAAUUUCAGAGGCUUUUGAAAAUUUUCAAUUAAAAAUGUACGGGAUCAAGGCUCAGGUGCAUGCAACACCAGACAAGAAGAAGCGUCGAUACAAUAAGUAAGCUGUACAUAAGAGCUGUAUUGCUACUUUUCUGGGCUCUCUUUUUGUUCGUAAGAGACUUCUUUUCCUUCUUAUCGAAGUAUACAAGUACAUAUAUUUUACACAGUUGAAUAUAGUUUGAGUCAAUAGCAGCUGUUUUGUAUUAAAGGUGGUGUUAAUUCCACACCAGAAACGAAUGCCACAACUCUGGAGUCUGUAAUAGACUAUAGUGUUUACUAUACAAGAACAACCUAUUACAUGUAUAGCAAUUAAUUGUUUCGGUGGUUAGCUGUAAUUGUCAGCGGGUGCAAUCUUUUUUUUGUCA